AUUCUUUUGGUUUUGGCGGAGCUAAUGCUCAUAUUUUAUUAGCACCUAAUAUGAAGCAAAAAGUCAACGGUGGGGCACCAAAGGAUGAUUUGCCAAGACUCGUCGUCCUGUCCGGUCGUACCGAACAAGCAGUGGAGUCAUUCUUAUGUGAGAUUGGAAGUCAACCGGUAGAUGUUGAAUAUGUUCGGCUGUUGCACGAACUCCAUGCGGAAAAACUUCUAAAUCAUCCUUACAGAGGUUAUACGAUUGUUGAAAACCAAAUAUCGAGCAACAUAACGAGCGAAAUAGAUCAUUAUGAUGGAGUAAGAAAGCCGAUCUGUUUUGUGUUUUCCGGUAUCGGAUCCCAAUGGUCUGGCAUGGGAAAAGCAUUACUGCGCUUUCCAGCAUUCUGUGAAACCAUAGAAAAAUGUGAUACACUUCUAAAGAUACAUGGAGUGCACAUCAUCGACAUUUUAACAAGUAAACAAAAAGUCACCCUUGACUGUAUAUCGAACACAGUCGUGAGCAUCACUGCAAUGCAGCUUGGAUUAAUAGAUCUCUUGAUGUCGGUAAACGUUGUGCCAGACUAUACCAUCGGUCAUUCAAUCGGUAAACUUUGUUGCGGAUAUAUAACUGGUGACUUCACGAUCGAACAAAUGAUUUUGUCUGCCUACUACAUAGGAUUGGCGUUGGAAGAAACAAAAAUAGCGAAGUACGCCAUGACGGAUAUUGGCGUUAGUUACAAAGAAGCGAAAAUCAUGUGUCCAGUAGAUAUCAAAGUAAUAUGCAGCUAUAGUCCAGACACAUGUUCCAUCGUCGGGCUGAGGGAAUCAAUAGUGGCAUUUACGAAGAAAUUAGAGAUUAACAAAAUCUCUUAUAAGGAGAUAAAUUGUUGCAAUAUUCCUCUUCAUAGUUGCUAUAUCGUCCCUGCGAGAGAAAAUAUUUUGGCUAAAUUACAAUGGGCAUUACCACAAAAGAUGAUGCAUAAACAAAAAUGGUGCAGAUUGCCUUGCGAUUAUAACAUAUCGUAUGCAGAAUACUUUACCAACAAUUUAGUGAAUCCUAUAUUUUUCGAAAAUGUCGCGAAAAUGAUUCCGGAGAAUACAGCGUUCGUGGAAAUCGCGCCGGAUGGAAUUCUGCAGGAUGUCUUGAAUAAAAUUUUCGAUACGACAACCAUCGCGUUGACUCAACGCCAUCACGAAGAUAACGCUAAAGUAUUUUUGUAAGGACUCGGCAAGAUGUACAACUUUGGCUUGCAGCCGCAAUUAGCCAAUCUCUAUCCGCCUGUAGAAUUUCCAGUUAGUCGCAGCACGCCGAUGAUCUCGUCGUCGAUCAAGUGGAAGCAUUUGGAAAACUGGUACGUCGCGUCAUUCGCAACGGAGAAACAAAUCACGUCUAGAGAGAUUGUAAUGGAAAUCAACAUACGAGAAGAAGAUUAUGAAUACAUGAGCGGCCACAUAAUCGAUGGCAGAAAUCUGUUGCCAGCUACAGCAUAUAUUGAAUUAAUUUGGAAAAUGGUUGGAAAGUUAAGGGAGUAGUCGUACAAAAAUAUACCCGUCGUAUUUGAAAAUGUUAAAUUCCUCCGAGCGACACUUCUUUCGAACCAAGCAGCUGUAAAACUAACGUUAAUGGUGCAAAAAAGUACUGGGAGGUUUGAGAUAACAGAAAAUGGUAACGCAAUUGUCACUGGCACGGUACGUGUUCCACUAGAUCUUGACAAGGAAAAUGUGCCCAUCGAUUAUCUAGAAGAAGACGAUAACGAGAAAGAAAUAAUGAAAACGAGAGAUAUAUAUAAGGAGCUUAAAUUACGCGGAUAUCAAUAUACGGAUUUGUUUCGUUCUUUAAGAAGUGCAUCCAUUACAGCCAGCCGAGGACACAUAGAAUGGAUGAACAACUGGGUAGUGUUUAUGGAUAACAUGCUCCAAAUAAGGAUCCUUGGGACAGACACGAGAAGUCCUCGUGUUCUUACUGAGAUAGAAAAAUUGGUGAUCAAUCCGAGGCUUCAUGCGCAAUAUCUAAAAGAUACUACGACUGAAAAUACAGAACUCGCUAUGCACGUAUACAAAAA
Harpegnathos saltator (Jerdon's jumping ant) is the source of this 2047-nucleotide messenger RNA. RefSeq names its product fatty acid synthase-like. Gene Ontology annotation, molecular function: fatty acid synthase activity. The transcript has 8 exons. Bases 51 to 1205 code for a protein of 384 amino acids. The record is from RefSeq and is a predicted model, not a curated record. Lineage: Eukaryota; Metazoa; Arthropoda; Insecta; Hymenoptera; Formicidae. Gene Ontology annotation, biological process: fatty acid biosynthetic process.